AUGCCUGAAGAGAGCAGAAGCGACAACAUGCCUGAAGAGAGCAGGAGCGACAACAUCCCUGAAGAUGGCAGGAGCGAAAACAUGCCUGAAUCGGGCAGUGGCGACAACAUGCCUGAAGAGGGCAGGGGCAACAUCAUGCCUGAAGAGGGCAGUAGCGACGACAUGCUUGAAGGGGGCAGGGGCGACAACAUGCGUGAUGGGGGCAGGGGUGACAUCUUGCCUGAAGAGGGCAGGAGCUUCAACAUGCUUGAUGGGGGCAGGGGCGACAACAUGCUUGAUAGGGGCAGGGGCAACAACAUGCCUGAAGGGGGCAGGGGCGACAACAUUUUUGAAGGGGGCAGGGGCGACAACAUGCCUGAAGGGGCAGGAACGACAACGUGCUUGAAGGGGGCAGGGGCCACAACAUGCUUGAUGGGGGCAGGGAGGACAGCAUGCUUGAAGGGGGCAGGGUCGACAACAUGUUUGAAGGUUGCAGGGGCGACAACAUGCCUGAAGGGGCAGGAACGACAACGUGCUUGA
Molecule: messenger RNA, 519 nt
Organism: Procambarus clarkii (red swamp crayfish)
Lineage: Eukaryota; Metazoa; Arthropoda; Malacostraca; Decapoda; Cambaridae
Source: RefSeq, a predicted model, not a curated record